Molecule: messenger RNA, 1443 nt
Organism: Coniophora puteana RWD-64-598 SS2
Lineage: Eukaryota; Fungi; Basidiomycota; Agaricomycetes; Boletales; Coniophoraceae
Product: RNA methylase
Exons: 9
Coding region: 1-1443 (480 amino acids)
Biological process (GO): methylation
Cellular component (GO): cytoplasm
Molecular function (GO): nucleic acid binding
Source: RefSeq, a predicted model, not a curated record
AUGUCCUCCCAACCACCACCAUCGUCGUCGACAGAUUACCUCUUCGUCUUUGCAGAGGCCCACAACGAAUUUCGCGUCCCAGAGCUCCGUUCCAUCGCUGAACUGCACGGCUUCUCUAUCCACAUCAAGUACCCUUGGGACUCGCAGUCGUCAGACAACCGCGAAGGCAAUGCCGUACACCAGUUUGUGAAUGGGCCAUUCAUGGUCAUCGCGCUCGAGAGCGAGGCGCACGCGCGGACUCUCGCGAGUAGAUGCAUACUCAUCAGGUCGAUCUGGGAGUUCUGGGCGCGUGGCUCGUCUUAUGACGAACUGCAUGCCAACAACCUCACCGCGAAGCCCAAGUGGGAGCGCUAUGUUGCCAACACAUCAUUCAAGUUCCUCGUCGCGGGGCACAACCGCUCGAUCUCGCAACGGAGGCAGCGCGAGAUCAUGGAGAGCUUCUCGUACAUGGAUUUCCUUGGACUGAUCGAGUUGAAGAGCCCGGAGAUUGUGCUCGGAUAUUUCGAGGAAUACGUGAGCGACAGAGGCAAGCUGGUCGAGGACCGAAACAAAGACGGCGAGUUCAUACAGGCCUACUUUGGCAGGUUGAUAGUUGAAGGGACCGCACGCGCCCUGAUUGGCAAAUUUGAUGUCAAAAAGCGCGAGUACUUUGGCAACACGAGCAUGGAGGCUGAGAUCUCGCUCCUGAUGGCGAAUCAAACUCUUGCCUCGCCAGGAAAGAUAGUCUACGACCCGUUCAUGGGCACAGGCAGCAUGGCCUACACCACAGCGCACUUCGGCGCGUACGUCUUCGGGUCCGACAUCGACGGGCGACAGAUGCGCGGCAAAGCACAGACCCCUGGCGUCCUCCGCUCUGCGCGGCAGUACGGCGUCGCGGACCGCAUCCUCGGCCUCUGCACAUUCGACGUGACGCGCAACCCGUGGCGGACCGGCGGGCUGUUUGAUGCGAUCGUGACCGAUCCACCAUAUGGCGUAAGGGCAGGCGCGAAACGCCUGGGCCGCAAAACGAACAGGGAGGACAAGCACACGUUCGUCGGCCCGCGAGCCGCCGACGAGCCCUACAUCCCGCCAACAAAGCCCUACGAGCUCUCCGCGCUCGCGUCCGACCUCGUCCGCCUCGCGCGUUACCUCCUCAAGCCCGGCGGGCGCCUCGUGUUUUUCCUGCCGACCGUCACGGACGAGUACAGGCCCGUCGACAUCGAGAGCAUGAUGUGCGACGGGAUGGAGCUCGUCGCGAACUCGUUGCAGGAUUUUGGAUCGUGGGGCCGGAGGUUGAUCACGAUCAAGAAGAUGACGAGCGAGGAGUAUGGGCCGCCGAGCUUUGAUAGUGAGGAGAGGGACGCAGCGAGCGCGGGAGGCGAGGAGGAGGGAGGGGAUGAGAAUGCUCCAGCACACAAAAACUUCAGGGAGAAGUAUUUCCAGGCGUUUAUGAAGAAACAAUGA